Sphaeramia orbicularis (orbiculate cardinalfish) is the source of this 3201-nucleotide messenger RNA. RefSeq names its product solute carrier family 22 member 7-like. The coding region runs from base 1 to 3201 and encodes 1066 amino acids. Lineage: Eukaryota; Metazoa; Chordata; Actinopteri; Kurtiformes; Apogonidae. Gene Ontology annotation, cellular component: membrane. Gene Ontology annotation, molecular function: transmembrane transporter activity. Gene Ontology annotation, biological process: transmembrane transport. The transcript has 19 exons. The record is from RefSeq and is a predicted model, not a curated record.
AUGAAGUUUGACAGUGUAUUAGCGGAGGUGAAUGGCUUCGGGAGAUUCCAGUUACAGUUAAUAUUUUUUCUGGUAAUUCCUCGGCUAACGCUGCCGUCUCACUUUCUGCUAAAUAAUUUCAUUGCGGCUAUACCUCAGCACCACUGCAACAUCAGCUUUUUAGAUGAUGGAAGUAUUUGGGGGAAUUUAUCCACAGCGGGGAGGGUGAUAGUUACUAUUCCAGCCAAAGAUGACGGGACACCGAGCUCCUGUAAGAUGUUUUCAGAGCCCCAGUAUCAUCUGCUGCACAAUUAUACCAACAUUACUGACAUACCUACGGUGCCCUGUCAGAAUGGAUGGGUGUACAAUAACAGCACAUUCAAGUCUACUCUGGCAACUGAGUGGGAUCUGGUUUGUGAUGACAGAAAACUUAGCAGAGCCACCGUCACUAUCUUCUUCAUAGGGGUCAUGCUUGGAGCAGGAGUAUUUGGACACCUUAGUGACAGAUUAGGAAGGAAAAGAACACUUCUGUUGGCGUACGUCACAACCACUGUCUUUGGAUUUGCAAGUGCUUUUUCUCAGCACUUUGCCUUGUUUGUUGUCAUGAGAUUCUUCACCGGAGUUGGACUUUCUGGAAUCAGCAUAAUCACCAUUGUGCUGUGUAUCGAGUGGGUGGACAUCAAGCAUCGAACUGCAGUAGGGAUUCUGUUGAGUUUAGACUGGAGUAUUUUCUCAGCGAUGUUGCCUGUUGUGGCCUAUUAUGUGAAUGACUGGAGGAACCUUAUUAUUACAACAACCAGCCCACUGUGUCUGGCAAUCAUCUGUUGGUGGUGGAUCCCUGAUUCUGCUAGAUGGCUGAUAAGUAAUGGGAAGGUGGACAGUGCUCACUUCUACUUGACUAAAUGUGCACAAGUCAACGGCAGAGAACAGUUCAUGGCUGAUCUGAAGCCAGAGGUUCUGUCAAAAGUUAUACUUGUAGAAAAUGGAAACAGAAAAUACUCCUAUUUGGACCUUUUAAAGACGCCAAGAAUGAGGAGACUAGCUCUACUUACUGCCAUUGUGUGGUUUGGAGUUGCUUUUCCUUAUUAUGGAAUCAUUUUUAGCAUUAGUGGAUUUGGAAUAAACAUUUAUCUCACACAGUUCAUCUAUGGUGCUAUUGAGAUUCCAGCCAAAGGAUUUGCUUUCUUCACCGUGAACAAAGUGGGUCGAAGGUUGAGUCAGACUUCAUAUCUUGUUUUGACUGGACUGUGCAUAUUUUGCAACAUAUUUAUCCCACAAGAGCAAGGUGCAUUUCGAACAGCGGUAGCAUCUUUGGGAAAGAUGUUUUCAGAAUCAUCCUUUACAUGUGUGUUUCUGUACACAACAGAGCUUUAUCCCACAGUUCUGAGGCAAAAUGGACUGGGCUUCUGCUCCAUAAUGGCCCGUACAGGCACGUCCAUAGCGCCACUCAUCAUUCAUCUGGAGGAAUUUUGGGUCCAUCUACCUAGCACCAUUUUCUGCCUGGUAGCUUUUAUUGCAGGGCUUUCAGCUUCUUUUCUUUCAGAGACCAAAAAUAUUCGUCUACCAGAAACUAUUGAAGAUGUGGAACAGACGAGAAGACGAUCAAUCUGCACAGAAUUUGAGAAGACACACUUAAAAGCCAUCAUGAAGUUUGAAAACCUCCUCUCUGAUAUCAAUGGAUUUGGAAGAUUUCAGGUGAUGAUUAUUGUAAUCAGCUUCAUUGGUCGCUUCACGUUGCCUUGCCACUUCAUGCUGAACAACUUCAUCGCAGCUGUUCCCUCUCACCACUGCGAUGUCAGCUCUCUGGAUGACAGCGAAGUUUUCAGGAAUUUAUCGUGGGUAGAGAAACUUGCUGUUAGUAUCCCUGUCCAGAAGGAUGGGACCCUGAGCUCCUGUACAAUGUUUGCAGAGCCUCAGUAUCAUCUGCUCCUCAAUUCCACCAACGGUACUGACCUACCCACAGUGUCCUGUCAGAAUGGAUGGGUGUACGAUAACACCACCUUCAAGUCUACUCUGACUUCACAGUGGGACCUGGUGUGUGAUAAAAAGGGAAAAAACAAGGCAACUGUUACCAUCUUCUUUAUUGGAGUGAUGUUUGGAGCCAUGACUUUUGGGAGUCUGAGUGACAGGUAUGGCCGAAGGAUCAUGCUGUUGGUGUCGUAUGUAUUUGGGAUGCUGUUUGCGGUAGCAAGUGCCUUUUCUACAUCAUAUGUGAUGUUUGCAGUGCUGAGGUUCUUCACUGGAUUUUGUAUCACUGGCAUCGUCAUUGUCUCAGCAGUCCUCAGUGUGGAGUGGGUAAGCAUUGAGCACAGAAAACUGGUGGGUGUGAUUGACAGCUUGUCGUGGACCUUUGGAAACGCAGCCUUUGCGGGUAUUGCCUACCUGGUCAAUGAUUGGAGAUAUCUGACUGUGAGUGUAACCUCACCUCUAAUCUUGGCCAUUGUCACCUGGAGGUGGAUGCCAGAGUCAGCCAGGUGGCUUAUUGCCAAUGGAAAGCUGGAGCAAGCACACAAAUAUCUGAAAAAAUGUGCUAAAAUGAACCAAAGAAAGGAAUCAGUUCAUAUGCUUCAACCUGAGACAUUAUCCUGUAUAAUCUUGACGGAGAAAAGAGAUCGGCCCUAUUCCUACCUUGAUCUGAUACGAACACCCAAGAUGAGGAGACUGGCUUUACGUACUGGUACAGUAUGGUUUUGUGUGGCUACUGCAUUUUAUGGCAUCAGCUUCAACAUCACAGGCUUUGGGCUCAAUUUGUACCUUACACAGUUUACCUAUGCUGUAGUUGAGCUUCCAGCCAAAGGACUGGUUUACUUCUUAUUGGAUAAGAUAGGCAGACGAAGCACUGAGGUGGGCUCUCUACUGCUGGUUGGAGUUUGUCUUGGGAUUAACAUUUUAAUCCCUAGAGAUAUGUCUGUUAUCAGAACAGUCGUAGCAAUAAUUGGAAAAGGGUUUUCGUCGGCCUCCUUUGCAACUGUUGUACUGUACAACUCUGAGCUCUAUCCCACAGUAGUAAGGCAGAAUGGUAUGGGCUACAACUCCUUCAUGGCUCGACUGGGUGUAUCUCUGGCCCCUUUGAUCCUGUUGCUGGAGGAUGUCUGGAGAGAACUGCCCCAGGUCGUCCUGUGCUGUGUCGCUGUCCUGGGGGGGAUGGUGGCGAGGACUCUGCCGGAGACACGCAACAGGUGCCUCCCAGAGACCAUCGAAGAUAUUGAACAGCAGAAGUAG